UAUUUUCUUCGCAACUAGGCCAAGCCUAAACAUUGUUUGUUCAUGGCGGACAUGUGAGAUAGUGUUCACCGAAAUUACUGUCAUUUUGCGAGCUACAAUUUAGAGUCUAGAUCUCCCAGUUACUUCACUAUUUUCUGUCAUUCUUAAGUAUGGAAUUUGAUAUUGAAGAUGAGAUCAACAGAGAUGACAUUGUCUUUUACUCAGUUUUGUAUUCUACUGUUACAGUUGCCUUUGCAAUGGCUGUUCUUUCAAAGUUCUUAACAAAUGAAUUUCGAUUUGGGUUUCGCUCAUUUCUCACACUUGUUAUUCUAUUCUUGGGUGAACCACUUUGUCAAUUUUUAGUGAAAGGUCCAAGUGGACUUGCUGUUUUCACAUUGCUGUGUUUAGUUAUAUACUCCAUACUCCCUGCAAGCCACUUGCCGGCUCAAAAUAAAUCAGUUCUUAUAACAGGUUGUGACAGUGGCUUUGGUCAUGCCUUAGCUCUUAAACUUGACAGCAUUGGAAUGCAAGUUUUUGCAGGAUGCUUAGAGGAUCAUGGACCUGGUGCAUUGGAGUUGAAAAACAAAUGCUCUAGCAGGUUACAGAUUAUAAAGCUUGACAUUACAAAUCAAAAGGAAAUUGAUUCUGCUCUAACUUAUGUCAGCUCUCAAGUAAAAGAAGGUUUGUGGGGGCUAGUCAACAAUGCUGGGGUUUGUUAUGUUGGAGAGUUGGAAAUGACAUCAGAAAAAGUGCUGCAGAAAGUUAUGGAUGUUAACUUGUUUGGGGCUGUAAGAAUGACAAAAGCUUUCUUGCCAUUGAUUAAAGAAGCUCAUGGACGUGUAGUCAAUGUCUCUAGUCUUCUUGGCAGGGUUUCUUUAGAAGGCUAUGGGGCCUACAGUAUGUCAAAGCAUGCACUGGUUGCCUACACCAACACGUUACGUUUAGAAAUGAAGAAGUGGGGUGUAGAUGUUUCAGUCGUAGAACCUAUGGGUUACAAUACAGGAAACAUGAGGGAAGACAUUUUGCUGAAAAAGAAAGAGGAUGUUUGGGAUUCACUUGAUGAUCAGACAAAAAAGGUGUAUGGAAGAGAGUACUUAGAUGCUGUGUUUACUAAUGUCGAAGCAUCAACAGAGAAGCUGUCUACAGAUCUGACCCCUGUCAUUCGGUGUAUUCGCACUGGCCUGCUCUCCAAAAGACCAAGAGAGAGGUAUUCCUGUGAGACAGGAGCUGAAAUAAUGCUAUGCCUGUAUCCGCUGUUACCUGUGUGGAUUGUGGAUCAUCUUUCAAAAAGUAUUAGUGUUUUGCCCAGGAAUAUCAGCCCUGUUGGUUGUCAAGAGAACAAGUAACUACAAGAUGUUUACUUUCUAAACCUUCAAAUCUAAGUUUCUUUUUUAUGUAAAUUUGACAUUGUUAUAUUUUUUACUAAUUUAACAAUUUUGAGAUGUGCUCAUAUUUUGAUGAAAUAUAAAUGUGCAAUCAGCAUAAUGUUUGCCAAGAUGUAAUAUUUUGUGUUCAAAGUCUUAUAAGUGUCCUUAGCAUUUCUGACCUGUCCGUGAAUUUUUGUUUUAAGUGAUAUUUACCUUCACACAUUUUUCACAUCUACUUUCGUCCCCUUUUUCAUGUGUAAUGGUUAUCUAAACCACUAACUCAGGUUAGCAUGGGGCUUAAGGUAAUCCAUACCAUUAACACUUCUCAACAUUACACCCAGUGUUAAGUUAUCUAUGUUGUUAGAACCCUAAACAUCUUUUACUUAGUCAAAAGCAGUUGUUCUUAACUUGGAUUCAAUCGACUCAUACACCCAGCUCAAUAAUUAUCUUUAAUUUUUCCUAUUAGGGAGGGUUCAGUGAUUUCUCAUAUGAAGCUGGUAGGGCUCGGUUCCCUCAAAAAGGUUAAGAACCACUGGUCUAAACUGUUUUCACUGCUCAACACAUCUUGUUUUAUACUUAUUUCUGUGCUAAGAAUUCUAAAAAUUUCCUGUACAUGCUGUAUAAUAGACAUUUCCAUAAUUUAUUGCUGAGUACUAAUACUAACGCUUAAGUGUUAAUCACUCAAGUAGUUUGAGUAAUAUAGCUCUAGUAAACACCUAGUCAUGCCGUUAGAAUGAGACUUAUCAAAAGCUAACAGUCUUACCUAUGUAUAAAAGAAGUUUUUGAAAUUAACUGUAGAUGAUUUGUUUACUAUUUAUGUAUGAUUUGUGUGAUCUUAAUCAUUUUUUGUUGCAUCAAAGUUGUAAAUAUUUUCAAAGAUAAAAUACAAUAAAUUGUUAAAUAUUGCAUUUUAAAGUUGCUAUUUAUUCUAGCUGAGCAUGUUUACAAAGAAUCUCUGAUUUUUAAUACACUGGUAAUAUUUAUUGCUAAAGGCAUCAUUAUACACUUUAUUUUCAUUCAAUUUCAGCAUUCAAAUUUUCUCAUAGAUAUAUUAACAUAAAUUACAUUAUGAAAAUGAAAUACUUUAUGAACAAAUGUUUGAGCAGUAAUAUUUUUGCUAGCUUUUUGUAACUUUACAUGUGUAAUAGUACAUUGCAUUUAUACACAAGGCAUUGGAAUUGAACUUUGAACUUGCCUGUUUUUUUAUAUGUCUAUUAGUCUUAUUGCUUUUUUUGUGAUGGCUCUGUUAUGGGUUAAUUGUACUCAUGUUUGGAUCUACGGAUUUCUUUACUUUUCUUUUGUUUGAGAUUCAAUUUCGUUAGAAUUUGCAUGCACUUUAUGUUGGCAUAGAUUUUCCAAAUAGGUAUUGUUAGAAUAUAUUUAGUAACAAUUUUAACUAUUGUUUAGCUGUCGGUAGGUAAUUUUUUUUUUGUAUCACCUUAAAGUUCUAUUUACAUUUUCUUCUUGCCUUUAGGAAGUCAAUUUGCCUGUAUCUUGGCUUGGGUUUGUAAACUUUUCAAAAAAGAAUUUCCUUCAGAAGGGGACCAACAUUUUUUACUCAGAAUAUUGGGCAUUUUCUGUACAGUAAUCUUUGCUUAUUUUACAAUUUUUUUAUUUGGAUAUGAUCUCUAGAAGUUGGUGUGAGAUGUUUGUCUUUAUUUUGAUGGACUUGAAAUAUUUUAUGAAAUGAUUUGCAAUUGUUUGCCCUAAUUAAGCCAGAUUUACAAUGUUAAAUUUUUGUUGUUGAAAUAUUAAAUAAGCCUGUGUGAUCUACUGUUUUUGUUUCUUUGUCUCUUUACUUAAAAUUUGAGAAUGUGUUCUAGAAGAAAUAAUUAUAAAAAUCUUCCUGUUUUAGACCAUAGUUUAUUAAUUAUGAAUCUCAAAUAUCUGUUGAUCUGUGCUAUGUAAAUAUAAAGGAUUUUUUAAAUUUGACAGGGGAGGGAGAGUAGCACCAAUAAAGCUGAAAUAUUCUUGCAUAUAAAUUUGAAAAUUUAUUUUUGCUCUUAAAAAUACAUUCCCAAAAUGCAACAUUUAUUUUCUUCAAUUAACUUUCAAUUAA
Physella acuta is the source of this 3405-nucleotide messenger RNA. RefSeq names its product retinol dehydrogenase 7. The record is from RefSeq and is a predicted model, not a curated record. Gene Ontology annotation, cellular component: intracellular membrane-bounded organelle. Gene Ontology annotation, biological process: steroid metabolic process. Gene Ontology annotation, molecular function: oxidoreductase activity. Lineage: Eukaryota; Metazoa; Mollusca; Gastropoda; Physidae.